AUGUUAGGCAAAACCAUUCUCGUACUCGGUGCAACAGGUGCAUGUGGAGUGGAGUUCUGCAACCAAGCCCUCAAGGCCGGCCACUCCCUGAUCAUCUUCGCCCGCGCACCAAGCAAGUUACCGUCGAAUAUCAAGGACUCGCCAAAUGUGUCUGUCAUCGAAGGUAAAUUUGCAGACGCAAAUGACAGGGAGAAGGCAGCCAAGUCCGGCGCCGACGUGUUGAUUACAUUCAUGGGACCAGUGACAAUGUCCAGCGGCGCGCCUCCCGGGGCCUUCUACAAGGAGUUCCUGCCCCAGGUCAUAGAGAACGGCAUCCAGCGCGCCCUGAUCUUGACUACCCCCUCAUUCCCGCAGCCCCAGGAUAGAGGCGGCCUCAAGUGGACUGCCUCAAAGACGUUGGUCAGGAUAAUUGGCGGCAGCGCAUACUCCGAAAAGAUAGGCAUCGGCGAGACCGUAUCGGCGAUACCCACAGACAGGCUGAGGUGGACUCUGUUCCGCGUCGGCUGGCUGAAUAAUGGUCCCGCCCAGCCCGUCAACGCGACGUACACUGGGUCCGGGGAGGACUCACUUGGCAUAAGCAGGGCCAGCAUUGCGGAGUGGCUUGUUGAGGAAAUCGCGGCGGAGAAGUUUGUGGGCAAGGCGCCGUAUAUCUGCAUGAACUGGCGUGAAAUCUACUACACAUGCGAUCUUCCACGCCCAAUCUCGACCGUCGAUCCCGAGUACACGCUCACGGCCAUUGUUCUCUUCGUCAUACAGACUCUUGUCUUUAUUCCUCGGAUAGUGACCCUGUCGUUCGGCCGGGGUCAAUGGUACAAAGAUGAUAUAUCUUGUGUGGUUGCAUACAUCCUUCUCAUUGCACAAUUCGUCCUUUGUGUACUUGAGGGAGUGGUUGGAUGCUAUGUCCACUUCUGGGACCUGGACUUUGAGAAAAUACCGGAAUUCUACAAGAUCAACUUCGCCCGCGCGCAGCUAUACGCAAUCACGCUGGCAGUCACCAAGAUGUCUAUCCUCUUCUUUUACCAGCGUAUUUUCGAGGGCCCAAAAGUCCAGCGAGUCCUCCGGGCCACACAAUUCUUCAAUAUGGCCCUGGCCGUGGCGUACUUCAUCGCCCAGUGCUUCGUAUCCCAGCCUCUCUACUGCGAGUGGACUUUCAAUCAGGGACCUGAAUGUACUUACCACGACGUCUUUGAUGGCUCCGGGGCAUAUUCGGCGCUGAACGCGGCCUUAGACCUUUGGAUGGUUCUCGUGGCGGCCUUCUUGAUUUGGAAACUGCAGAUGAAGGUCACGAAGAGGCUCGGCGUGAUCGCUAUCUUUGCGACCGGUUUCUUGACAUUCUGCUCAGCACUUUUUCGAUUUGUCAUUUGGCGUCUUUCAGACGCGACCAAGGAAACCACAUUUCCCUCGCUUACUUGGGCAACAUACUACGCCGUCUAUAUUGAACUCACAUGCUGCUUCAUCAUCGCCUGCCUCCCAGCCAUAAGGCAGCUCAAGGAUAAGAAGAUCUUACCUACGAUCAAGGGCUACACCACCCUCAUAUCCAACAAGUACAAAGACAGGUAA
Diaporthe citri is the source of this 1560-nucleotide messenger RNA. RefSeq lists its product as uncharacterized. The transcript has 9 exons. Bases 1 to 1560 code for a protein of 519 amino acids. The record is from RefSeq and is a predicted model, not a curated record. NCBI's taxonomy places the organism in Eukaryota, Fungi, Ascomycota, Sordariomycetes, Diaporthales, Diaporthaceae.